Nothoprocta perdicaria is the source of this 972-nucleotide messenger RNA. RefSeq names its product DNA polymerase delta 4, accessory subunit (gene POLD4). Lineage: Eukaryota; Metazoa; Chordata; Aves; Tinamiformes; Tinamidae. The record is from RefSeq and is a predicted model, not a curated record. The coding region runs from base 10 to 972 and encodes 320 amino acids. Gene Ontology annotation, cellular component: mitochondrion. Gene Ontology annotation, molecular function: glycine N-acyltransferase activity. Gene Ontology annotation, biological process: DNA replication; DNA synthesis involved in DNA repair. The transcript has 7 exons.
GGCAGGGCCAUGCUGAUCCUGAGCUGCCCGGCGCGGCUGCAGCGCCUGGAGGCAGCCCUGCGCGGGAGCCUGCCGCUCGCGCUGCCGGUGCACGGCGCCGUGAUGAACAUCAACCGAGGCAACCCGGGCGACUUCGAGGUGGUGGUGGACGCGUGGCCGGACUUCCGCGCGGUGCUGGCGCGGCACCGCGGCGAGGUGCCCGCCGAUGACUGCUACAUGAACACGCACGCCGCCUUCUACCGCGACGUGGGCGCCUACCGGGCGCUGCUGGAGAGCCCGGGCGCCGUGCGCUGGGAUGCCGCCUUCCACAUCUUCGGGCUGCAGGACGGGCUGGUGCCGGCGUCGCAGGCGGCGGCGGCGCCCAGGGGCGUCGAGCUGGAGGUGCUGCCCUUCUACACGUACCUGCACCCCGACCCCGGCGCGCUGCCCGAGCCGCGGCUGCCCCCCGAGGUGCGCGUGGGCUCGCUGAGCCCGGCGCACGCCGACCUCCUCAACGACACCUGGGCGUACGGCGGCAACGCGCGGAGCCGGCACUACGUGGCGCGGACACUGGAGCGCUUCCCGAGCCUGUGCCUGCUGGACGGCGCCGCGCGGCCCGUCUGCUGGGCCCUCAUGGACCCGUUCGGCACGAGCGCGCUGGGCUACACGCUGCCCGCGCACCGGCGCCGCGGGCACAUGCAGGCGSUCACGGCGCUGGCCGCGCGCCGCGCGCACGCCCGCGCCUUCCCCGCCUUCGGCCACACGGCGCCCGACAACGCGCCCAUGCAGCGGCUGCAGGAGCGCCUGGGCUUCCGGCGCCUGCCCGGCCUCUGCCACUUCGUGCUGCACAACCCGGGCAUCACGCGGCUGCAGCGCUGGGAGCGGGCGCAGGCGCUGGGGCUGAGCCCGCCGGCGCCCGUGCGCGACGCCCUCCUGCAGCACCCCGACGACCCCGCCGUCACCUACAGCCUGUGGCACGAGUACCCGCUGUGA